Molecule: messenger RNA, 885 nt
Organism: Rotaria sp. Silwood1
Lineage: Eukaryota; Metazoa; Rotifera; Eurotatoria; Philodinida; Philodinidae
Source: the annotation of a GenBank genome assembly
AUGGGUGUCUACUCGAAAGCACAGGAAUUUUACGAAAAAGCACAUAAAAUCUACGAAAUAGCCUUACCCCCGAAUCAUCCCUCAUUGGCUAAUUCCUACAACAACAUCGGUCAAGUGUAUAAUGCCAUGGGUGACUACUCGAAAGCACUUGAAUUUUACCAAGAAUCACUUCACAUCUUUGAAAAAACUUUGCCUCCGAAUCAUCUCGAUUUUGGUAGUUCCUACGCCUGGAUUGGUGCAGCAUAUAGCAGUAUGGGUGACUACUCGAAAGCACUUGAGUUUUACGAAAAAGCACAUAAAAUCUACGAGGUAGCUCUCCCUCUAAAUCAUCCUCAUCUGGCUUUUCCGUUUAGCUGGUUCGGAAGAGUGUAUCUUCGUAUGAAAGAUUACUCAAAAGCACUUGAGAGUUUUGAAAAGUGUCUCUCGAUAUGGCAAAAAACCUUGCCUGAAAAUCAUCCAUAUCUAGCUAUUGCAUUCAGUAGUAUUGGUGAUGUUCAUCGAUUAAUGGGAGAUUAUGAAAAGGCACUUACAUUUCAUCGAAAUGCAAUAAAUAUUCAAGAAAACGUUCAAUGUAAUCCUCUGGAUUGUUCAGCGACUUAUAUAAAUUUAGGUGAAACAUAUCGUGAAAUGAAAGAUUAUUCAACGGCAUUGACGUAUUAUCAAAAAGGAUUAGAAAUACGUGAAAAGAAACUACCAAAAAACCAUCCUGAUUUAGCUGUAGUAUAUCACAAUUUAGCGAAGUUAUAUUUGGCUACUCAACAAUAUAGUAUGGCAAUGAAAAAUAUUAAACUAGCGCUAGAAAUCGCUCAAGAUAAGUUGCCUUCAAAUCAUCCUCACCUUUUAGAAUAUAAAGAAACAUUUGAAAAUAUUCGGAAAAAAACGUGA